AAACGAGGCGGAAGUAGGUGGGAGGGCGGAAGUUAAGCAGGCCGGAAGUAGGUGUGCGGCGGCGCUCUGGCUGCCGGUACCGACUCGUUGGUUGGGCCUGGAGGCCGCGGCCUGCUGUGGCCCGGCCCGGUCCGGAGGUAAGGCCUGAGCCCUGCGACCUACCCGCCCCCAGGCCCACCCCCAUCCCGGAACCAUGGAGAAAUUCGGUAUGAACUUCGGAGGAGGCCCGAGUAAAAAAGAACUGCUGGAAACCAUCGAGUCGCAGAAGAAGCAGCUCCUGAAUUACCAGGCCAGGCUGAAGGACGUGGUCAUCGCCUACAAGAGCCUCAUCAACGAGAAGGAGGCCUUGGAGGCCAGCCUGAAGGUGUUAUCGGCGUCCCACGAGGCCGACAUUGGGUUAAAUGGGGCUCAGGCUCCAUUUGUGGCCCCCUCCAGCUCUUCCUUUGCCUCCAGCUCUUCCCUUCCCUCCAACUCUUCUUUCCCCUCCAGCUCUUCCCUCCCCUCCGGCUCUUCCCCUCCUUCCAGCUCUCCCCAUGUUGAUCCCAUGGAUGAUAAGAGCUCAGUUCACAGCGAGGACAGCAUGGGAACGGCCGCCAGCGUGGACACAACAACCAGUUUGGGCAGCACGAAGGGCGAGCAGGGACCUGAGGAUGAGAAACACGCAGCAGCUGUUAAAUCAGAUGAGGGGAAUGGUUCCGAGGUCGGUACUGGUACCAGUAACAGCAAUGGGGACGUGCCCUGUGCUGCCAUUGAGGCCGAUAAGCGGGUGCUGCAGCUGAAGAGCCAAUUGGCCACAUUGACCAGCGCCCUGUCCACGGUGACGCAGGAGAAGUCCCGCAUGGAAGCGUCAUAUCAAGCCGACAAGAAGAAGAUGAAGCAGGACCUGGAUGACGCCAUUAAAAAGGCGGAGGAUGAGACUGACAGGUUGGAGACGGAGCUGAGGGUUGUACAGGAGCAGCUGGCAGAGACCAAAGCUCGACUGAUCACGCAGCAGCACGACCGAGCCCAGGAGCAGAGCGACCACGCUGUUAUGCUGAGGGAGCUGCAGAAGCUGCUGCAGAGCGAGAGGGCGUUGAGGCAGGACGCUGAGCUGAAGCUGGAGGAGACCAGGGAGGCAUUGGCCGGCCGGGUGUGCAUGGCUGAUCGUGCUGAGGGCUACGAGCUGCAGAUCAAGCAGCUGAGCCAGGAGGUGGAGGAGCUGAAGAGAGAACUGCAGGCUGUUCAGGAGGAGAGGAAGAAGCCGGACCCCCGGGUGCAAGACCUGCAGGAGGAGAUGGCCAACCUGAAGAGCCACUUCCAAGCGCAGCUGCUGCAGGAGAUGAGGAAGACUGCACAAGCAGAGGAGCAGCUCCGGCAGCACGCCCAGAUGGAGGAGCAGCGCGUGGCCGACCUGGAGGGGCAGGUCUCUGAGGUGUCAGGGCUGCUGGGCACCUACGAGAAGGCCAAACAGAAGGACCAAAUGGUCAUCCAGAAACUGAAGGAUCGCAUCGUGCAGCUGGACCAGGAGAACAAAACCUUGGCCAUCGCAGCCUCCAGCCGAUCCCCUGCUGAUGUGAACGUGGAAGAAGCCAAUCUGGAUGUGAACGUUCUCAAGGAUAAGAUGGAGAAGCUGAAGAAGCUGCUGCAGGUGGCAGCAAAGAAGAGUCAGCCCACGCUGGACAUCGAGAAGCUGUGUGAGCUGGAGCUGCCAAAAGGUACCGAGGCCGGGGAUGGUGAGAAGGCCACGGCUCUGUACUAUCAGCAGGAGCUGAAGCAGCUGAAGGAAGAGUUUGAAAGGUACAAGAUGAGGGCACAAGUGGUUCUCAAGAACAAGUCAGCCAAAGAUGGCAACCUGGCCAAAGAACUGGAGGAAGCUCAGGAGCAACUGGCGGACCUGAAGGAGAAAUACGUGGUGCUUCAGCUGUCCUCCGAGGAGGUGGAGAAGCAGCACCAGCUGGACAUGGAAGCCAAGAGGCAAGAGUUCUGCCAGCUGCAGCAGCUGCACAGGCAGGAGCUGGAGCGCUGUCAGCUGGAAUACAGGGAACGGGCACUAAAGCUGGAGGAGGAGAUGCACAAACAGCGGGACCGGGCGCUGGCGGUGCUGGCUGAGAAGGACCAAGAACUGGAGCAGCUGAGAUCCGUCAUGUUGCCUUACACCGGGCUGCAGGGCUCCAAGAACUACAUGACAGCAGGGACUGACACUGCGAGCCAUGACCCCUCGGCUAAUGGCUCCACAGAGAUCCUGCCCCAGGCUCUCCACCUCUCCAGCAACGCGGAGCCCACCUUCAUCCUGUAUGCAGAGCAGCUGGCCCGCAAGGAGGUGGAGAUCGUAGCGCUGAGGAAACAGAAGCACAAGCUGGAAAUGCAGGUUCAUCAGCUCCAGGAGAGGGUCCUGGUGGAGGAGGAGAGGCACCGGGAGGAGGUGUCAGCACUUCAGAACGAGAUCCAGAAGAACGUCAGAGAUAAGAGCAGAGAAGGAGCCAACCUGGAGUACCUCAAGAACAUCGUGUAUAAGUUCCUGACGCUGCCGGAUUCCCUCGGUCGCCAGCAGACCCUCACUGCCAUAUUGACUAUUCUGCACUUCAGCCCGGAGGAGAAGCAGGCUGUCAGGAAGCAGUCAGCACACAACAGCUGGUGGCUGGCGGGGAAGAGAUGAGGCGGUCGUUGGUUAUCCCUCACUGCCUGUGUCUAGGGCUGAGCUCACCUGCCAUGUGGGGCAGCUCUUCCCCAGCAGAGCAGGGAGCUCUUAGCACAGAGCUGUGCUUGAGCUGGUGCUGUCAGCACGGAUUUAAAGCAGAAUUGUGCCAUGUGAACCAGCAGGAUCACAUCACUCUCCUGCUCCGAGCUGGAACCUGAUUGUUUUUAAAAGAUAAUCAGGUUGGGGCUCAUUUGGACAGACCUGGAGCUCCCUCCCUGCUUCCCUGGGUUUCCCAAGGAGGAUGUUCGGAGCCCCGUAGCUGCAGCAGAGCAAGCAGUGCUUCCCCCCUGGUUCUGUUAGGGCAGAGAUGGCUGAUGGACCUUGCAGAGAUAGGGGAGGGCUGAAGUCAGCACUGACCAUUCAGCUGUUUGUGAGCCAGGUUUGGGAGUUGUGCUGAGCUGUGGGAUGUUCUGCAGCGCCGUGGGAGCAAGGCUUGUUCCUUCAGGGGUGGAAGAAGCAGAAGUGAGGGGCAGAAGGUGACAGCUUGGGGAGCAGCAUGCACCCCGAUCUCAGCACUGCAUCCGUGAGAUGCAGCAAGUGCUGCUGACAGACCUUGAGGCUGAUGGCUUCAAUUCAUUGCGAGCCUGGGAGGAGAAGUCUUGGUGCACCGUAGCUCACCUUGGAGCUCACACAGCACAGUGCCUCCCUCUGCACUCUCAUAGCCCCCAUCCUGACUCCCCUCCAUCUCUCGGCCCUUCCUGCACAUUUCUCCCUCUUUCCUCAAUUUGUUCAGCCACCCCCCUCCAAAAUAAACUUGAGUACAUACGUA
This is a messenger RNA of Coturnix japonica (Japanese quail), 3446 nucleotides long. It is a transcript of the gene GCC1, whose product is annotated as GRIP and coiled-coil domain containing 1. Gene Ontology annotation, cellular component: Golgi apparatus. NCBI's taxonomy places the organism in Eukaryota, Metazoa, Chordata, Aves, Galliformes, Phasianidae. The record is from RefSeq and is a predicted model, not a curated record.